Alternaria atra is the source of this 1134-nucleotide messenger RNA. RefSeq lists its product as uncharacterized. The record is from RefSeq and is a predicted model, not a curated record. NCBI's taxonomy places the organism in Eukaryota, Fungi, Ascomycota, Dothideomycetes, Pleosporales, Pleosporaceae. The transcript is spliced from 4 exons. Bases 1 to 1134 code for a protein of 377 amino acids.
AUGAAGCUCCUCUUCGCCCUGCUGCCUCUAUUUGGUUGCGCCCUUGGACUAGCGCAGCCAUUACAGCCUGAUAGUUGUGUAGCGAAAUGUCCACCACCGGAUUGCUCGGCUGGCAGUGCACUGGAAGCGUGCAAGUGUCUCAACGAACGAGAAUACGCAUGCAAAGCUCAAUGUCCUGAAUACGUUCCCCGUAUCUUACACUGCCCUCGGUUGCCAGUAUCAAACGUCAGUCCGCCAAAGCCUACACCCACCCAGUGCGUUUGCGAAGACGUCAUAUGCAUUCUGUCCUUCCCAGAGGGCUGCUAUUGCCGCAAUAACGCAACGAAAGCGUGUUUCGACAAGUGCGGCGGCGUAGAGCCAGAAUACCAGAACUGCAGUAUCGACGAUGUGCAAGCUCGUGCUCCGAAACCAGAGCCUGCACCUGAGCCAGAGUCAGAGGCCAAGGCUUGUGUCUGCGCACCCGGUCCCCUUUUCUGCCCACAGGUCUGGCCUCAAUCAUGCUACUGCGAGUAUAACGCAAAGAAAGCAUGUUCCGACAAGUGCGGUGGACCCGCACCACCCCUCCCGAACUGCCCUCCUCUCACUCCCAUCGACAUCAAAGCGCGCGUAGCGGAGCCAAAAUCAGUACCUGCGCCAGCAACGCCCCCUCCGAAGUGCGAGUGCCCUCUAGUCAAGUGCAUCGCGUCAUGGCCUGAGACUUGCUACUGCCAGAAUGCUGCCAAAGAACGCUGUUACCAACAGUGUGGUGGCAAGAAGCCUGUUCUGCAGAUCUGCCCACCGAAAACUCCCUCUACACUAUCCACAUCCACCAAAACCGUCACCCCCAUUCCCUUUCCCACUCCCGUCCACCCUCCGAAAGGUUCCCCCACUAACCAAAUCUGCGGCGGCGGCCGCGCAAGUGCUGUCCUAGACUGUCCUGUAGGCCAAGUUUGUAUCACCGAUCCUUUCCAACCGGGUUCAUGCGGCCCUGCCUGUGAUCAGCUGGGUAUUUGCGUUGGGGAGAAGCUGUGUGGUGGAUUUGCAGGUUUCAAGUGCGAUAACCCGGGUCAAGUUUGUGUUGAUGAUCCGAGAGAUGAUUGUGAUCCAUUGAAUGGAGGGAGUGAUUGUGGGGGGUUAUGUGCUUGGCCGCAGUAA